GUUUGAAAAAAAAAAAGACCCUAAAGAAUUUAUCCAAUGAUUAAGUUGGAUGUUAGCUUAUUUGUUAAGCAAGCAGAUUAAGUACUUUUAAGCAUUUUGAGCAGAAAAUUGUUAAUUAUCACAAUCGGGUAUAGUUUGUGUGUUAAAAAUUGCAAAUUUAAAGAUACAGUGCUUUCACCAAGGAAUCUAAAUACAGACAAAUCUAGUAGGAAUAAUUUACAGUCUAGACAAGAGAAUGCACUGUCCUGGGUGCACACAUUUCGGGUAGAUCAUCAUGAGCUUUGAGCAAGAGAAAGAGACAUCUGAAUACAGUGGACGACCAGGAAUUCAGCAUUAGGCCCAGUGCUACAGAAAGGAAGAAAAAAACCAACUAAAUGGCAACGGAUCGCUAAACGCAACCUGGUAUGAACUUGACGGGCCAGAGAAUGCUAUCGCUACAAAGAAGUGAGUGAGUAUUUGUUGGGGACGUGGUAAGACAAAAUGCAUUUUCUAGGGUGCUUCACAUUACAGAGCUUUGUCGAAAGCAAGGGCAGAACUCUUUAAGCUGUGCCCAUAGUUGAAGGAGUCUUUCUAUUUCUGACAGAAGACAGCUCCAAAAAAGAAAACUUUAACCAUGUCGAAGCUCUGUUCAAAUGUAUGCUUCAGAAUAGACUGAAUAACUUGGUGAAUAAAAGAGUUCUCAAAUUGAAGGAAAAAGAAAAGAAAAAAGAUUACAAUACCAAAAUUGAAGGCAAGGCCCUCGUCUUGACAGGCUACCUGCUAAAGAACUAUGUGGCUGGACAAACACCUAUCCAGACCCUCCCUGAUAUGGAUAAAAAGUCUACCAAUAUAAAAGCAAACUGUGGGGAUCUGUGGGUCAGCGGCUCUCCAGCAUCCUUGGCAGUCACCUCUUCACCGUCACCUGAAAACCUGAAGGCAGAUUCUGUUUGCAAGAUCCACAUGGAAAAGGACCUCAUUGCUUUCUGCUCUUCAACACCAAAUAAUGCGUCCUGGAGAGACAGCAUAAGGGGCCCCAUCUUCACCAUGGAACUCAUCACAUGCUUCCAGAAGUAUUCUUGGUGCUGCCACCUAGUGGAAGUAUUUCAGAAGGUACAGAAAUCAUUUGAAAUUCCAAGGGUUAAAGCCCAGAUGCUCACCAUAGAACAACUGUCCAUGACAAGAGCUUUCUACCUCUUUCCUGGCCAUUGAGAAUUGUAAGUAUUGGUAGUCGUUGGGGGUGAAAUAAAUGAAAGCGUUAUAUUGGCGGUGAAGUUCAAUGGCCAAUGACAGCUGACUACUUGGAUGGUCAAGUUGGUGUUCUUUAUUGAUGUAGACUGGUGAGUAUUUAUUAUUUAUUUGCUUUUUUUAUUCUACUUAUAUGCCUUUAGUUUCCCCCAACUAUAUAACCAGUCAAGGAGGUAAGAAAAAUUGCAGCAAAAUGUAAUAAACAAUUAAAGUCUUAGGUUAGUAAUUAUUAAAAUAGUCAUUUACUAAUGUUACCAUUAUGAAUUAUAUUCAUUUAUCUCUCAUACUCUUCAUCUCUUUGUCUCUCUCUCCCACCUGCCAAACUUAAUUACCAAACAUUGCAUCGGACCUUGAACAAAACAGAGUAAACACAGGAGCUAGCUAUGGAGAAAGCAGGGCUUUGGUCCUCUGAGUGCGCAUAUCACAUUAUCGUUGUAUGACUUUCUCCUUAGUUUAGCUAAAGAUGGGGUCCUUGUCACACGAUCAGGAAAAAUUAGACUCGCAGACAAUCUGAAAGGCUAGGAGGGCACGGUUUACUGUGUG
Callithrix jacchus (white-tufted-ear marmoset) is the source of this 1767-nucleotide messenger RNA. The record is from RefSeq and is a predicted model, not a curated record. NCBI's taxonomy places the organism in Eukaryota, Metazoa, Chordata, Mammalia, Primates, Cebidae.